GGCCCAUUGACGUGUUCGCGUUCCCGAACUUCACGUUAAACACAGCAGCAGAGACAUGGACGAUAAAGACGAAGACCUCGGUGCAUUUGAUCCAAAUAUUCCAGAGGAGGGACCGUCAGCGCCCCCUCCUGGCUGGCUGGAUGACGUACACGGAUACCAGGGCCACCAAGGAGGACAGGACGAUAAUCCGUUGUACCCACCUCCCCCUGCCUACAACCCCCAGCCUGAACUCAACAGGAACACGCUGGUGCCCAACGUCAGGGUCCCCACAGUAUCGGAGGAAGUGGCCAGAGAUGCCCUGCUCAAGUUCGUUAAAUCGAAAUGGACGUACAGCUCCAAACCUGCCAGGAACCUCACCUUCAAAGAUCUCAAACCCAUCACUGUCUACAGGUAUCGACUGGAGACCUACACCGAGUCCAGAACCAGCGCCUGGCAGUUCGAAGCCUACAAUGGACAAAUGGUCGAUGGUCCUCAGUACGGUAUGUGUCCCCCACCGUGGGACAUCCCAGUGACAUCACCUCAGAGAUACACCGACAUGGUGGAGAAGGUCCGUGUGCCGCACUCAUCCUUCGUAAAGCUGUGUCACACAUGCAAAGGCUGUGGAAGAACUCGGUGUACUAGCUGCAGUGGCAGAGGACAGAAACGUUGUUUAAAUUGUCACGGCAAAGGGCACAAAAAGCGCACUGGGAAUCACAGGAAAUCCUCUGGGAGGAGAAAUUGCACAUCUUGUCACGGGAGAGGCCGUAAGAGGUGUACCCCCUGUCACGGCCACGGCUACAAGACCUGCUCGGUUUGUCACGGCAGCCAAAACCUGCUGCACUUCAUCCUGCUCACUGUGACGUGGAAGAACAACGUGGAUGAUUUCAUUCCUGAUCGUCAGCCCGACUUCCCUGACAAGAAGUUUGAGAAGGUGACAGGCGACCCUUUCUUCAUCGACGAGAAUGUUCUGGUGUACCCUAUCCAGGGUUUCCCCGACCAGGAGAUCUGUGAUGCUUCUACAAAAAUGAUUAACGAACACCUUAAUCGCUACAGUUCCACCAGCCGCAUCCUGCAGCAGCGUCAGACCAUCGAGCUGGUGCCGCUGACCCACGCUCAUUACACUUACAAAGGAAAAGACCACAGCUUCUUUGUCUAUGGAACGGAGAACAAAGUGUUUACCUCCAAAUAUCCCUCUGCUUGUACUCUCUUAUAAGUACCACACCGUAUGAUGUUAUGAAUCUACUGCAGGGAUCCGAGGUGGUUAAGAUGAAGGAACGCUCCGACGUGUCUUUGCAUGUGACUCAUCUUUGAUUCCAGCAAAGGUCUGAAGCUGUCUGAAGGUGGAUGUUGAUGAUUCUGAAAACGGUGUGAAAAGCAGUGGGAGUUCUGAAUGAGUCGGCUUAGAGUUUGUCUGUGUGUCAGUGGGAACACUGGGCUGGUGUUACUAUAUUAAUCCUUCAUGGUUAAUCUCACAUAAGCAUUAGUAUAAUCCCACAAGCCUGCAGGUGUCAAAGGUCAAAUUUUUGUAAUUUGUGUUGAUACCCUCGAUUUACUAAAUUGUGAUGUCAGUGGUUCAUUAGUAUAAUGUGUGUUAAAGUUAUGUGAUUGAAUUUAAAGCAUAGUGUUUUUAUAUCAGUGUCAUGAUUUAAAGUGACACAACAGUCUCCUGUAAUAGAUUUUAACCAGCGUCACACGGCUUUAACUGGAGGUUUAACAGAAUGAAUUCAUCAAAGAUUUACCUGUGAUUUCUGUCAGGCUCCAUUUAAUCCAGUAACUAAACAACUGUGUGUACUAACAUCUGCUACCUCUUCACAUCCUGAAGGCAAACUUUAUUACAUCGUGCCUGUUUUUACUUUUCAUGGGCUGAACCAGCACUCGAUGUCUACCGUACUUUUUCCUGCCUCAACAUCAAACAAAUCUUUUUAUACUGUAUUUGGUUUCAUUCCUUCAGCCUGCAGACAGUGAGAGUCUGAACGGUCAGUUCCUCUGCUCUGAUCAGUGUUACGGGAUAAAUUCUCUUUUUUAUUUUCCCUCUGUUGUUAUUUAAACAUCUGUCUUUUCAUUUUCCAUCUGCAAAGAAAGGUAAUCAUGGUGCUCUCAUCUCAGACUCGACUUCAUCUGAGAAAAAUCUGUAGCUUUCAGGCUCGGGCUGAGGAAACAGGCCGUAGGAAGACGUCCCACGAAGUUUGAGGAAAUUAUGACUUUUCCACUGUACUCUGACAUUUCAUAGACAGAUGACAUUUAUUAGUUGCAGCCUCAUUAACUCAAAGAUUUAUAAAAUGGAGUAAUGAAUGUUUGUUGGCAUAUAUAUAAUUAUUAUUUUUAUUUUUUAUUUUUUUUACACUGUUAAGAGCCAUACUGAGAUUUGGCACCAGAACAGUUGAAGGAUAAGCUGAUGGGAUUUUAAUGGAGUUUUUGAAUUUAAUGAUUGUUAAUUAGCCAGUAUCAUAUCAGUGUAUCAGUCAUAUCUGCAUGUUGGAGAGCCCAGCAUGUGUGUGUGUGUGUGUGUGUGUGUGCCAGUUUGAUAUAAAAUCACACUCAGAAGAAAAGUUCUGGAAAGGAAACAAAAAAAAAAAAAUUCAAAUGACUGAACAAACCUUCACCACGAAACUAAGCUCCAGGCCAGA
Molecule: messenger RNA, 2606 nt
Organism: Toxotes jaculatrix (banded archerfish)
Lineage: Eukaryota; Metazoa; Chordata; Actinopteri; Toxotidae
Gene: ssuh2.1
Product: ssu-2 homolog, tandem duplicate 1
Exons: 12
Coding region: 56-1192 (378 amino acids)
Molecular function (GO): heat shock protein binding
Source: RefSeq, a predicted model, not a curated record